Messenger RNA from Agrilus planipennis (emerald ash borer), 2016 nucleotides. Its product is annotated as acylcarnitine hydrolase. NCBI's taxonomy places the organism in Eukaryota, Metazoa, Arthropoda, Insecta, Coleoptera, Buprestidae. The record is from RefSeq and is a predicted model, not a curated record. The transcript has 9 exons. Bases 162 to 1991 code for a protein of 609 amino acids.
CAAAACAAUAAGGCUUGAGAGGAAGUAAAAACAACGAUAAUUAGUUUGACUAAACACAGGUCUGUUGUUCGGAAGUUUUUACUAUUGCGGAGUUAAAAAACAAUAAUACAAUGUUCACUAUCGUAUUGAAAAACUGAGUACAAGUUUCGGCAUCUGUAAAUAUGUUUUACGUAUUUUUUUUAAUAUUUUUUGUAAAGUGUGUUUAUACUAUUGAAACACAAGCAAAGAGACCCACGGUGAGAAUAAAACAAGGAGUGGUUGCUGGGGUAAAAGUAUAUGCUGAAUCAGGCAAGGUGAUUAAUGCAUAUUUAGGUAUACCUUUCGCUGCUCCUCCUGUGGGCCAAUUACGUUUCUCGCCUCCACAAAUUCAUGGCGGAUGGAAUGGGACAUAUCAAGCCUCAGCAUACGGAUCUUCCUGUCCUCAAUUGCCAAUUCGAAAUGAUGUAAACGAAAACGAAAAUUGUUUAUUUCUUAACAUAUGGACACCGGAAGGUGUAUCAGAGGAUUCACCUUUGUCGGUAGUAGUAUUUUUCGAGGGAUCCGAAUUCGCCCAGGGUAACAGAUUUCCGAUAUCGGGACAAGACCUUGCAGUAGAAGGUGUUGUAGUAGUUAAUGCUAACUACAGACUUAAUAUAUUCGGUUUCCUUUGUUUUGAGAAUAAGGAAGCCAGGGGCAAUAUGGGCUUAUUAGACCAAUAUUUAUCGCUCAUAUGGGUGAAAGAGAAUAUUCGAAAAUUCGGGGGUGAUAGUGAAAAAGUUACCCUUUUCGGCUAUUCAGCUGGAGCAGCUAGCGCAACUUUACACAUGAUCUCAAUUAGAACCGCAGACUUGUUUCAAAAAGUAAUACUGUCGUCGGGUAGCAUUUUAUCACCAUGGCAUACGAAAAACAACGUUGUGAAAGCAUCUCAGACUGUAGCUGGCAUAUUGGGGUGCUUCAGUAAUUACGCGAAAAGCACGUUGAGAUGUUUACGUUCUAAGUCUACCGCUGAGAUUCUCAAAGCAUAUGAAGAAUAUGUAGAUUCAAGCAAUUAUACCGACCGUUUUUCUCCUGUGGUUGAUGAUUUUUUAUUUCUUAAUGAUCAGUAUUUACCAUUUAAUUUUGAAAAUGCAUUAAAAUCGGGAGUUUCUAUGCAAGUCCCUAUUUUAACUGGGCUAGGAACACCUGUAUCAGAUCCAAUUUUUGGACGUUGGAGUAACAUUAUUAAUGGGGGAUAUAAAGAAUUUAAAAACUUUGUUGAAGAAAUAAUUAUUCCCGAAAUUAUGAAAAAAUACAAUUUCAAAGGAAAAAACGAAAAUCUAAUUUCUGAUCUUCUGAAGUGGAGGUACGUUACCUCUAGCAAUGGCCGUACUGAUAUUUUGGAAAACCUCUUAAUACAAUUGUAUUUUGAAGCAAAAACUGAAAUACCUGUCUUUCUUCAAACAAAUCAUUUUUUGUCAUCACAUAGGUCACCAAUUUAUGUGUAUUACGUUGAUGAUAUAGGUCUCAAAUUUAAUUCUUCAGACUACAUCACAUCGUCAGAUUUAAUUUUAUUAUUUGGCCCACUUUUGUUAAACCAAGCUGGUAGAAGAAGAUUUACCUACUGGGAAAACAGUAUCAGCGAAAGAAUUAAAAGCCUAUGGAUUAAUUUUAUAAACUACGGGAAUCCUACUCCAAAUUAUCAGAAAAAGGUGUGGCCAAAUUAUAAAGCAAAUGAAAAUCAUAUACAGUAUUUUAGUAACAAAGAUGAUAUCGAGAUAACAAGAAAGGAAUUUGAAAGAAUGAGAUCGUACUAUUUUUGGAACGAUGUUCUUAAAAGUUUAGCCUUAAAUACCGAACUCAUUAACGACGCUCAAACAGAAAAUUUUCAAAAAACAGCAGGUCCAGAAUGCAAACAUGCAACGUACACAUUAACAGGAUUGGUAAUAGCGUUGCUUCUUAUGCUUUUUAUUUGUGUAAUUUUGUUGAAAAGAAGGUCCAACGAACUUCACUGGCAAUUUCAAACGAGCUUAUAAAAGAAGUAAUUUGUGAAACUUGUCU